GAGAAGAGGUCUCAUCUCAUCUCAUCUCAGAACAUUACCAUCUUCCUUUUCAAAAACCAAACAAACAAAUUAUGUCCAUUCCCAAUGCACAUGUAGUACAUAAUGCUUCAUAAUAUGUCCACUAGAGCUACGACGUCGUUUUGUAGUUUUCGACACUAUUAUUUUCUUCUUUUCCUGCUUUCGUUGCUAUACCACCAAGUACACUACUACUCCUACAACUACCUCGGAAAACGCUCCUCUUUUUCUUUUUUUUAACUAAUUUUCACCACUAUUUCGUUAUUUUUUAUAAAUAAUAAUAAUUUGAGAUUAAUAAAAUGUGAGUUUAUUUCCCCAAUUAUAUAUUUUUUUCAGUCUGGAUUCUGAGAAGAAAAUAACUGGAAAGAAGAAGCAUCAGCAUCAGCAUCUGCCGCAGAAAAAAGAAAAAGCAAAAAGAAGAACUUCUCUUUCUCUUUUCAGUUUUUUCUUUCUCUUUCUCUCUCUUUCUUUCAGCGUUUUUGUCUCUUUUUUCACUUUUGUUGAACCAAACAACAAAGACCUUGCUUAACAACAACCUCUUCGACACUUCCCUUUCCAACGUUCUUGUUUCUUUUCUCCAACAAAACCCAAACAUUCACUUUAUUUAAUGUUCUUAUACUUCAAGGUUUCUUAGUGUCUCCAAAUUAUGGCUGAUUCCUCUACCUUGCGUUUGGUUCGUUGCCCCAAAUGUGAAAAUCUACUUCCGGAACUAGCUGAUUAUUCUGUUUAUCAAUGUGGUGGUUGUGGUGCUGUUCUUCGAGCGAAACAUAAAGGUUAUGUGAGUGGUAGCUUGUCUGAUGAGGGAAAAGUUGGAGAAGGUUCUGGAAAAUUAGAGAAAGGAUUAGUUGAUUCUAGUGGUAAUUCUAAUGUUGUUGAUGUUAAAUCUAGUAAUGCUCCGUUUAAGUUUGAUAAUCGACGGGAUAAUAAGGACGAGGGGAUUCGAAAUCCGAGUAAAUCGGAGGAUGCUGAUGAGAAAGGGGUUUUGGAGAAUGGUGUUGAUGAUGUUGUAAGAGACAAUGGUGAUGAAGUGAGUAAAGCAAUGGAAAGAAAACAGGCGGAACCGAAGUCUCAAAUUGGUAAUGAAAACGGGUUUAAGCUUGAUGGAAGAAAUUCUAGUUUGCGAAAUGGAGAGAGAACUGAGAUGGAGGGGUUUCCGAGAAAGCUACGGGGUGAAAUGGAACGAGUGAGAUUUGCUAGUUCUAGUUAUCCCGAUGAAGGACCUUCAAAUGGAUAUUCAGGUUUUUCUAAUAGUUAUAAAGAAUCAUGGAGGGAUCAUAAAGAAAAAGAUGGUGCAAAUAGGGUUCAGCACCUUGAGCAAGAUCGAGCCGAGCUUCUAAGGAAGCUCGACGAGUUAAAACACCAGCUUAGCAAGUCUUCUGAAGGGGUCAACAACCAGAAGGAAAAGGUUCCUCUUGAUGAAAGGAUGAUUCCUCCGGAUCCUCAUCGUCACUUUGCUGGCUCGGAUCCUUGGUUUCCGGAUGGAUCGUCGGGAUUAAACCGGACUUCGAGGCAAUUUUUUGGACCUGAUAAACAUAUGGCAGGUCCUCCUCGUAGUGAUUAUCAUCAUGAUCCGUUUCCUUAUAUUGGCGGUCAUGAAACGGCUAUGCCUAAUUUCCAUCCUUCGAUGCAUAAUCCAAAUCAAUACGGGGAUCCUUUUGCGUCUCAAAUGCUGAGGAGAGGUCCACAUCAAUUCUCGCAGCAACCAUUGCAUCCCUACUUUCCUGGACGGUAUGUUGAUCCUAAUCCAGAUUCGUACGAACUGUAUGCGCAUAAUAGUAAUAACGCAAUGCUUCACCCACCUUCUUGUUCUUGUUUCCAUUGCUAUGACAACAAACAAAGAGGUUCAGUGCCGGGUCCACCUGCUUCGUUUGUUAACAGCAGGUUUCCUGAUGCCCCAAAUGAUCGUAUGUUAUAUCAUCAUCAUGAGAUCCCUGGGGCAUUUGGAUCACAUGCUCAUAAUUCCAGAGCUUCAAUUCCCACAGCACGUUUUGGUGAAAAUCAAUUACAUACAAGAUGGCCUAGUGACUUCAACUCUGAGUUGGGUGGUUUUGUUCGAAACCGUCCUCGCAAGGUAACGCUAGCUAGUAGUAGCAGGCGUUGCCGUCCUGUAGCCGGUGGUUCACCUUUCAUCACGUGCCAUAACUGCUUCGAGUUACUGCAACUGCCUAAAAAAGCACUUGUUAUUGUGAGAAAUCAUCAGCAGAAAGUGCGAUGUGGAGUUUGUUCUUCAGAAAUCAGCAUUUCUGUCAUCAAUAAAAAGCUGGUUAUAUCUCCUCAUUCAGAAACGAAGGGAGCUCACUCAAGGAUUGAUGAUAGGUAUAACGAGGUUCUGAAUAACCGUGUGUCAUAUGCUCGUGGUCUUGCAAACAGGAGCCGUGCCAACUUCUCAUCGGAUGAUUAUUCUGGUUAUGAUUUUCUCUCGGUAGAUAAAGAAACCCUUUCAGCAGUUGCUUUAAACUCUAACAAGUCACAGGAAAUGCCGAGUUUUCAUUCCUCAUCUCCUAGUACAUCCGAAGAUGAAAAUAGUUCAGAAGCUAUGACUGCUUCAAGGGAGGCUGUGAAGUCUAUUCUCCGGCCUACGGCAGACUCGCUAUCUCCUCCUUCCGGGUCACCUCCGCAAGAGUAUAUUGAUCACUCUAAUAGUAACCGCACUGUAAAUCGGUUUGGAAAAGGAAACCGAAGUAGUCGGUCAGAGCAAGAUAAGUCAAAGAUGGAAAAGAUUACGUCGCGUCAAAACUCUUUGAAAGAAACAGCAGUUGCAACUGAAAUGGAUGUUCUUGAUUAUUCCAACACAGGAGUCUCCCAGGAUUCUAGAGAUGCUAGCCGAGAGCACGAUCAUCCUAGAUCUAACAAAGGGGGUGAAUCAUUCUUUGCAAACAUAAUCAAGAAAAGCUUCCGGGAUUUCUCCCGAACUAGUCAAACAGAAGGAAAAAUUAAUGUUACCGUGAACGGAAAGCCCUUGUCUGAUCGUGUGGUUAAGAAGGCCGAAAAGCUUGCAGGUCCAAUCCAGCCUGGAAAUUAUUGGUAUGAUAUUCGAGCUGGAUUUUGGGGCAUCAUCGGCGGGCCUUGUCUUGGAAUAAUUCCGCCAUUUAUAGAAGAGUUCAAUCAUCCCUUGCCAGAAAAAUGCUCUGGCGGGAAUACCGGUGUUUUUGUAAAUGGUAGAGAACUUCAUCAAAAAGAUUUGGACUUGCUUUCUGGAAGAGGACUUCCACCUGAUGGAGAUAGAUCGUAUAUCAUCGAAAUUUCUGGAAGAGUCCUCGACGAAGACACGGGAGAAGAGCUGGACUGCCUUGGCAAACUCGCACCAACAGUGGAGAAAGUGAAACAUGGAUUCGGUAUGAAAGCACCUCGAGCAGCUCAAUAAUCAAAAGAUAGACAAAUAUUCUUUUACAGGUUUGAGAAGGUGAAUAUUGUUCCAUCUUUCUGAAGAUUUGGAAACAAUAUCUAGUAUCUGAUCAUGGCUUGAAUUUAGAUGACAUAUGUGAUGUGUAAAUUUGAUCAUGGUAUUGCUGAAAGUCUCUGAAUACAUUUAUAUCUUUUUUAUUUAUAUAUUUUUUAAUCUAAA
Molecule: messenger RNA, 3580 nt
Organism: Lathyrus oleraceus (garden pea)
Lineage: Eukaryota; Viridiplantae; Streptophyta; Magnoliopsida; Fabales; Fabaceae
Product: protein ENHANCED DISEASE RESISTANCE 4
Exons: 5
Coding region: 662-3379 (905 amino acids)
Biological process (GO): regulation of defense response to fungus
Source: RefSeq, a predicted model, not a curated record